Messenger RNA from Closterium sp. Naga37s-1, 1272 nucleotides. The record is from the annotation of a GenBank genome assembly. NCBI's taxonomy places the organism in Eukaryota, Viridiplantae, Streptophyta, Zygnematophyceae, Desmidiales, Closteriaceae.
AUGGCGUCCGUGCCGCCUAAAUGGAAGACGCAGCUCGCGCAGGGCAUGCCGCUCAGCGCCACACAGGUGUGCCCUCACCCCUGGCCACAAGCCAUCAUAGUGCGCAGCAGCGAGGAGAAGCAUCGCCUCUUGGCGCUGUUUGCUGCAAAGCCGGAUGUGAUUCUCUUCAACUUCUUCACCUCGCCGCAUUCCACCACCCCUUGGGCGCUCAUCUACACGUACAUGCGUGAUGCUGGCCUGGCAUCUGCCGGGCUGUCCCGCUGCACCUGUGCUACCAGCAGCCGCAGCGUCAACAAUAGCUGUUCCUGUGGGAAGGGUCAGCAGCAGCUGCUUCGAUUCGACGAGCUCAAGCACUGUGCGCUGUGUGUGGAGCUGAAGCACCUAUACGUGGCAGUGACACGCACCAAGCAGAGGCUUUGGGUGCUGGACGAGGACAGGGCAGGCGGUGGUGAUGGUGACGCCAGCAGCAGGGCGUGGGAAGUGGGCACCAGUGCGCCCAUGAGGGCCCUGUGGCACGCCCUGGGUGUGGUGGCGGUGCGGCGGGGCAGCGAGGUGACGCCGGAGUCGGUGAAGCGCGAGCCAGAUGAGGACGACUUGCACACCCUUGCCUUCACUCCACACGCUGCCAUGUCCUCCCUGCCGCCCGCCUCACACCAUGCACCUGGGCCUCUGUUGCCGCCAGCGGUGCUGCCAGCUGUGGCGCGCACCCUGUUUGAGCGCAGCCCCCCUGAGCUGUUGCUGGAGGCGGCUCGCACGCUUGAGGAGAUUGGACGGAACGCAGAGGCAGGGCACGCAUACGUGAAGGCGAGGAACUACGUGGAGGCAGGGCAGCAUCUGAGGCAGCUGGUGGCGCUGGAGGACGAGCAGGGCGUCAGCAGCCGCGUGGCAGGGCUGCUGGAGAGAGCAGGCGCGCUGCUAGAGGCGGCGCAGUACUCGUGGCAGCAGGGCUCUCCUGGGCGCGCACUCGUGUGCUUCGUGCACCACUUGCACUGCCGCUUGAAAGCCGUCGGGCGAGGGGCAUUGCGGGUGCAAAUGAGGAAACGGGCAGGGGAGGCGGAGAGCUCUGGGGGCGGCGUUGAGGUGAGCGCAGAGGAGGUUGAGAUGGCGGAGAGGCUGUGGGCGGUGGAGCGGUGGGGCUUUGCUGAGAGGGACGCGUAUGAGGCGAGCGACCUGGCAUGGGUGAGGGUGGAGAUGAGCGUGCUGCUGUUGGUGAUGGCCCAUGAUGUUCAUCUUGACACACACGACUCUGCUGCUGGUGGUGAUGGCCCAUGA